UAAUAGAGACGUCAUCGUUAUCCAGGUCCUUAAAGGAAGGUAAUAUAACGAGACAAUAGUGUUGCAUUAGUUCCGGGAGGCGUCUAUAAAAUAAAUUUGUUUUCAUUAAGAAAAUUAUAAUUGUGUGCAAAUAAAUAAAACACCUGUAUUUUAUAUAGUACGUUAUUUCAAUAUUUUAGAACGCAGUGUAUUUUAGCAUACACCCUAGCAGGACCUUUACAAUGGCACCAAGAUUUGCUGGUUUCCCCUGGUUUCGGUUAGCUGCUCCCAGCCCAAAUAUGCUUGCAGGGAUCGAGGCUUGGUCCUGACCGGCUCCGGUAGCUCGAGACCGGUUGCUGUUCGGCGCAUUGGCGCUUAGCAUUAGCGAGUCCUGCCAGCGGAGCUCCAGCUCGACAUGUCCGGCGUGGCCGCUGCUGCUGUCGCGAGCGUUGGCGGCUCCGGUGCGGGCUCGGGCUCGGGCGCGGCAUGCGGGGCUUCGGGGGUCGCCGGUCGGUUACCGAGCCGCGUUCUGGAGCACAUUUUCUCUUAUUUGGAAUUAUCGGACCUGAUGCGAUGCUCGCUGGUUUGCUGGCACUGGAACAACUGUUUGGCGGAUGAAAACAGCGAGGUGUGGCGAAGUCAGUGCACGCGCUUACUCAGCGAAGAGGCGCUGCGCUCCGACAUCCUCUGCAACCUGGCCACUUACAAAGGAAAAUUGAAGUCAUUUCAGCAUGCAUUGAGCUCCCACGACUGCUCCAGGAACGUGUACGUUAAGAAAAAUGGAUUCACGCUCCACCGUAACCCGAUUGCUCAGAGUACUGAUGGCGCUCGUGCAAAAAUUGGCUUCACGGAAGGUAGACAUGCCUGGGAAAUCUGGUGGGAGGGGCCACUAGGAACAGUGGCGGUGAUUGGCAUCGCAACCAAGAGGGCGCCCAUGCAGUGCCAGGGAUAUGUGGCGCUGCUGGGGAGCGAUGAUCAGAGCUGGGGCUGGAAUCUUGUUGAUAAUAACCUUCUUCACAACGGCGAGGUCAAUGGAAACUUCCCACAGUGCAAUAACGCACCCAAGUACCAGUGGCACCUGUCAAUGUCAGUGGGACAUAUUAGGCAGCAAGUGACCAGUCAGUCUUCAAAAUUGAUGUGUUGGAAGCAGGAAAAAUGGGCAAAUAUAGGAGAGCGAAUACGUGUGAUUCUAGACAUGGAUGACAAGACACUGGCGUUUGAGCGAGGGUUCGAGUUUCUCGGCGUGGCAUUCAGGGGACUGCCCAAGACCUGCCUCUUCCCAGCCGUUUCAGCUGUUUACGGUAACACUGAAGUCACGAUGGUGUACCUUGGAAAACCUCUAGAUGGCUGAGGAGCAUCUCAGUGCCAUGCUGAUAAAACCACAUGCCAAGGAGGCAUCCAGAUGGCAUAAUAAUGACUGAGCAGUCCACAGUGUGAGAGCCAAUUCGUCUGGGCAGAAAUGUGCAGAUUAUAAACCGGGAUUAUGGGUGAAAAUCUCCAAAGCAUGCCCCCUGUGGAUUAAGGAAGUCUCUGGAUGGCUGAGGACAAUUGUUUUUAAAGCCGAUUUUGAUGUAAUUUAUGAAAAGACACUGGGCUAUGUCCCAUUUAUAGUUAAUUAAUCCAGCCUGAUUCAGUGGCAGGUUUGAACCAUUGACCACAGUCACAGAAUGCAUUUAUAACACAUUACAGCGAUGAGGGACUGUAAGUAUUGUAUUUAUACAGUAACUGGAUGGUUUUAGAAUUUUACUUUGCACCACAAAUACAACCCAUAUAUAGGCAAAUGACAUGCCAAAAACAAUUUCAAUUACCUCUACACAGCUUGACUAUUUUUAACUUAAAUGCAAGACUGCUUCACUAGAUUUAGUGCUUUGCAUGCGGUGUAGUUGAAGCUGUCUGUUGCCAUUGAUGUUUGUGCAGGAAAUCCAAAAGAAAUUGUCAUGUUACUGUAAUACUUAACUGUGAUGUACUAGUGUAUGAUAUUAAUUUAUUAGGUUUUAUCCUUGGUAUCACUGAGGUUGUGGGACCGGUAAAUAAACUAUAUGGUGCCAGUCUGUGAAA
Ictalurus punctatus (channel catfish) is the source of this 2037-nucleotide messenger RNA. It is a transcript of the gene fbxo45, whose product is annotated as F-box protein 45. The record is from RefSeq and is a predicted model, not a curated record. The transcript is spliced from 4 exons. Lineage: Eukaryota; Metazoa; Chordata; Actinopteri; Siluriformes; Ictaluridae. Gene Ontology annotation, molecular function: protein binding. Gene Ontology annotation, cellular component: synapse; SCF ubiquitin ligase complex. Gene Ontology annotation, biological process: proteasome-mediated ubiquitin-dependent protein catabolic process; synapse assembly involved in innervation. The coding region runs from base 395 to 1330 and encodes 311 amino acids.